Messenger RNA from Erythranthe guttata (spotted monkey flower), 1362 nucleotides. It is a transcript of the gene BUBR1, whose product is annotated as BUB1-related (BUB1: budding uninhibited by benzymidazol 1). Gene Ontology annotation, molecular function: protein kinase activity. Gene Ontology annotation, biological process: meiotic sister chromatid cohesion, centromeric; mitotic spindle assembly checkpoint signaling. The record is from RefSeq and is a predicted model, not a curated record. NCBI's taxonomy places the organism in Eukaryota, Viridiplantae, Streptophyta, Magnoliopsida, Lamiales, Phrymaceae.
AUAUUCAAACGGGAGUAAACAUCAGAAGAACAAGGAGGAGAAGAAAAUGGCGAGCAGCAAAUUGGACGAGCCGAUUGGAAUACUGUUGGAUCCAGAAACGGAGUUUCUGGCGUCGAAGGAAGAGACGGGUAACGAGUGGGAACUCUUCAAAGAAAACGUCCGCCCUCUGAAGCGCGGCCGUAACGUCCGUCUCCUCAACCAUGCCCUAAAAUCGAACUCCCAAUCCCAACUCAAGAAUUCGCUUCUUUACAAUCGAAGGAAGUUGAUUGAGGCCAUUGACGAGUACAGUGGAGACGACCCUCUUCAGCCGUGGAUCGAGUGCAUCAAAUGGGUCCAGGAGGCUUUUCCUCCCGGCGGUGACUGCUCGGGAUUAGUCGUGAUUUAUGAACAAUGCGUGCGGACUUUUUGGCAUGAAGACCGUUACAAGGAUGAUCUUCGCUACCUCAAAGUUUGGUUGGAAUAUGCUGAAAAUUGUGUUGAUGCUGAGGUCAUCUACAACUUUUUGGAGGCAAACAAAAUCGGAGUGACGCAUGCGUCGUUCUACGUCUCCUAUGCCCUGCACAUGGAACACAAGAAUAAAAAUAAAACCGCGAACGAGAUCUUCAAUCGUGGCCUAUCCAUGAAGGCUCAGCCAGUCGAAAAAUUGACAGCAGCCUUCCAGAAGUUUCUAGCUCGUACAAUGAGACAACCGAAAGCUACAGAUGAGGAUAUGACAGAGAACCACUUGCCAGCUAGAAGCUUCGGAACUGUGUUAACUAAACAAACACGAAACCAAACUUCAGACAGUUCUGAUAUUUUCAGGAAAAAACUGAAACCUGAUAGGGCUCAUGGAACUGCAUUGUCCAUUUUUAAAGACAGUGGCAGUAGUUCACAAUUGGAUCAUCAUUCGGAAAUGUCAAAGUUAGACGUAAAGCCAUGGCACUCACUCGGUGCUCGAGCAGAACGAAAUAAAGAGAAUAAUGCAAUUCCUUCCAAGUGGACAUCAAAUAAAAUUCCUCAAAGACCUGGUCAAAGAGUACGAAGACCGCCUUCGGGCCCGUCCAUUGAGAUCUUUGUCGAUGAGGAAUCCCCAAUACAACAAAAGCAAGACGAGGGAGAAAAGUCAUCAGUUCUGCAGCUCAGGCCUGGGGAUGGUAGAGAUAUUAAGAACGAAACGGAACUACUGAAGGAGAAUCCGUUGCGCAAUUUUCCACCAAGUAGUCUUCCCAGAUAAUUUAUAGCUAUUUUUUUCAUGUAAUCUUUGUAUUCUUUUGUAUUUGGUAUGAUCAGCUUUACCACUCCAAAGCCUGAUCUGUGUUGCUGUUGUGUUUGUUAAGUGUGAGAACAUUUUCUUGUGUUUUUAUAAAUUUCAAAAUCAUAAAA